AUGAAUGAGCAUCACCUUUGUGAGUCGGAGGUGUACCGAAAGGUGACAAGAAUGAGAAGGCGAUUCAGUGCCACACUUCAAACAGACUUUGAUGCUGAACCAUGGUCGAAAAACCCGAACCUCCUAUCGUCACUGGCACUUCCUGCCAUCUCCGAGGAGUCGACCAUAGUAGAGUAUACAGAGUCCUAUCCACUCCCUCAAAUAAAUGCCCUCACAUCACUGGGAAGUUUGAGGAGCCAAAAGGAGAGAAAGCAGGACAUCAAGAGGUGGAUGAAGACCACAGCCACUUUCUUACGAGCAACCGGUGGCAACAACCCACAGAAACCCCAAACCAAGGGUGUCAUAUCACCUGAUGGUCAGAUUCACUGUUGCAGACCUUCAUCUGGAUUUAUAUCCAUCACCAUCUCCACUCAUAAAAUUCCAAGUCCCAUGAAACAGCCCUACCAGAUCCCACCAUCCCAUAGCAUUUGCUCACUGGUGAAGAAUGAUAAAGCAUGCAGUGAUUCCCCAGUGCUAAUCAGCUGCAAAGCAACCAUGGUGAAGGUGACUGAGUGCAGAAAAAGAUAUGAGGCAGACCAGGAAAACACUUUAUUCUCACACUCAAAACGACCCACCUUUUCUUCUACUGUUCACCUGGAAAUUCUCUCAAGCCAGUCCCACAGUUCUGCAUUUUACCUCUACAAAUUGCUCACUAUUCCUGUCUGCAUCCGAAAAGACAACAGGCAUUCUGUACACAGGUCAUCUCACUUUCUAUCCAUUACAAAGCUACAAUUGUUCUCCAGCUUGGAGAAACCACAAGAUGCAGCCAGACAACUGCUCAAGCCUUCUGAACGAAAUAUUAUAGAUUGUAAUGGAACAGUAGAAAAAACCCAUCGUGCUGACAUGGUCAUUGUCAAACCCAGGACUUCCAGGGGUGACAACAGCUCUGAUUCCCUGGUGCAGCUAGCCAAUUUAUCACCAUUGCCAUUCAGAGCAAGGUGCCACUCAUCCUCAGAGGCGGUCAGAGUGAAUGAAAAGGCUAAUGAUGUCUCAGGGACUCUGUGGAGCAAUCAAAUGGGGCACGUUGAAGGCCCAGUGAAGUCUAGUGUAAGUGUGAAAAGCACUUCUUUGGGCAGAUUGCCAUGUUCCCACACCGGAAUGGUUCCUACAGCACAGGAGUGUGUUGUCUCUUCCCACCUGUUUAAAAACUGUACCUGUGGAUCCAACAGCACUGACCAGCUCCAGCUCUUGAGCCUUAAAGAGGCUUUACAGCUCUAUCGGCCAGAUUUUAUCCUCCGUUCUGAGAGACGAGUGCACCAGUUAGAGCAGAAGGCCAGAGAGAGGCGAGGCUUACAACCUGCACGUUCCAUGAUGUUGUUGCAGACCACUAAUAAGAGACAGAAUCGCACCAAGCCACACCCACUCAGUGAUAAUCUAUUUAAACCCAAGGAACGAGUAAUCUCAGGCAAAGAGAUGCAGCUCCGUUCUAGACGGAUUUACAACAAAUUGCCUGAGGUGACCAAAAAGAAAGAAAAAGAAAGAAGAAGGCUGCUGCUGGAAACCAACAGACUGAAAGCUGAAGUCUUUAAGAAGAAACUUCUAGACCAGAUCCUACAGCGAAACAGUGACUGAGGAGCAUCUGUGCACAAGAUGUAUGUCCUUCAUGCCCUCUUUGCCUGUGGCAAAGAAAUUGAGACUCAGAAGACUCCUGGAUUUCCCAACUGAGAUCAACACCGUGGUUUUACAAACAUGAAUCAAAAUACACGUCUCACUGUAUUUGAUUUGAAUACACAUGUUCAUGGCCUGAUGCUGAUGAACUAGUGAUUAUUAGGCACUUUGUCAAAGAAGAAGACAUAGCUUCAUAAUAGUAGACCUUAUGAAAACAGCAUGACUGGCUCUCAUUUAAAUGGAUAUUAUUAUUACGUUUUAUAGAGCUGAUUAUACUCUUCACCGAGAGCACUAAUGAAGACUCUGCCCAAUCAAAUGAAAGAAAUUACAUUCCCUUUUAUCACUGAUGUGCUCAGAAUUAUACGACCGUAUAAUUUCGGAUAAAUGUCUAGUUAAUAGAGCCUCUGGAAAAAGACAUAUGCACAUACAUAGUCUAAUACAUUAUUCAUUUAGUGAUUAAUCACUCCAUUGUUUCAGCUGAAAGAAAUGCAUCACUCAAAUGCUUUAGGAUUACAUGAGAGAUUUUAGUAACUCUACAGCAUAUCCAGCUACACUGUCAUAUACUGAGACUGACUGUAACGAGAAACUGAUUCAUUUGGUUAUUACUAUAUUAAUGACAUCUGUGCAUGUUUAUGAAUAGCAGAUAAAAAUGAGAGUCCUUCUCUGGUUGUUUUUAUCUACCACAUAGAAAUUUUUGCCGUCAACAUCGUACCUCAGAAUGUACUACCUUGAUAUCUUCAUGCCUGCCUGCUAUUUCUAUCAGCUUGUGACCUCAUUUAUAAUUUACAUAUCAUUUCACUCUUUCUCAGAUGGCCUCUUUCAAUAAA
Tachysurus fulvidraco (yellow catfish) is the source of this 2474-nucleotide messenger RNA. RefSeq lists its product as uncharacterized. Gene Ontology annotation, cellular component: centriole; cytosol; centrosome. The coding region runs from base 1 to 1611 and encodes 536 amino acids. The record is from RefSeq and is a predicted model, not a curated record. The transcript has 8 exons. NCBI's taxonomy places the organism in Eukaryota, Metazoa, Chordata, Actinopteri, Siluriformes, Bagridae. Gene Ontology annotation, biological process: regulation of centriole replication.